AUGACUACUGGGUGGAGAAAAUGUAUACCUCACUUAAGGGUCCUACCAAACGACCAACAAAUAGAAGAGACUACUUUAACUACCGAUACGGAGUCUGAAAUCGAAAUCAAACAUCAUGGAAAUAUUUCUAAUGUCAGUAAAUCAAGUAUUGAUAAGGGUUUAGAUACUGUUCAUGAAAUGUCCAUCAAUUACAAUCAAUUAAAUAAAGAAAUGCCUUAUGAAUUGAGAGAUGAAGCUGGUAGAAAAUGGUGGAAGUAUUUUGAUGAAUUUGAAUACAGAUUGAAUAAACAACGUAGAGAAUCAAGAAGUUGGUACGAAUUCUUAUACCCAAAUCAUAAAAAACAAAGUAAAGCUGAACGAAGAUUACUUUAUAAACUGGAUCUUAUCAUUGGUGUAUAUUUUUUGAUGCUUUGUUGGUCCAAAUCUGUUGAUACAAACAACUAUACUAAUGCUUAUGUCUCCAACAUGAAAGAAGAUUUAAAGAUGGAAGGUAAUGAUUAUAUCCACACUUCUACAAUUGGUAAUGUUGGUUCAAUUGUCUUUCAACUCCCAUUUAUGUAUUUAUUACCAAGAUAUCCAGCUCAUUUGAUUCUUCCUAUCAUGGAUUUUGGUUGGGCAUGGUUUACUUUCGCUUGUUACAGAGUCAAAUCCCUUGGUGAAUUACAAGCUUACAGAUUCAUCUUAAAUGCGUUUGGUGCUGCUUAUUAUCCAGUGUCACAAUAUGUCCUAGGUUGUUGGUAUGCACCUGAUGAAUUAAGCUCAAGAGUUUGUUUAUUCUUUUGCGGUCAAUUAUUAGGUGGGGUUACCUCAGGAUUACUACAAGCAAGAAUCUUUAAAAGUUUAGAUGGUGUUAAUGGCUUAGCUGGAUGGAGAUGGAUGUUCUUAAUCGACGCUAUAGCAAUUUCAAUCCCAACUGCAAUUAUUGGAUUUUUUGUCAUCCCUGGUAUUCCAUCAAAAUGUUAUUCAUUGUUCCUCACUGAUGAAGAAAUAUUGAUUGCCAGAGCAAGAAAUAAGAGGAACCAAAUAACAGACGGUGUUGAUAAAUCUAAAUUAACGUCAUUAUUUAGUAAAAAAGUUUGGAAACAAGUCUUUUUAACUCCAACUUUCUGGGUCCUGGUAGUAUUCGAUACAUGUUCAUGGAAUAAUAUGACAGCAUUUAGUGGUUCUUAUACAUUAUGGUUGAAAUCGAAUUACGAAUAUACUAUUGAACAAGUUAAUAACCUGAGCGUUUUGCCGGCUUGUCUAGGGUUCGCAUAUGUUUUCUUUUGUUCCUUCGGUGCAGAUAUUUUUCAUUGUAAAUGGAUCUUUAUGGUAUUUGCAGCAAUAAUGAAUACCGUAUCAUGCGCUCUUUUAAUCAAAUGGGAUAUUUCUUCAAGAUCUAAAUGGUAUGCGUUUUUGACUACGUAUUUUAGUAUAUCUGCAUCUCCUUGCUUAUGGUCAUUUAUUAACGACUUCUUAAGGUUUGAUCCACAAGUUAAAGCCGUAACAUGGAUUGCUAUUUAUUCAUUUUCACAAUCUACUUAUGCAUGGAUUCCAAAUUUGGCAUGGCAAACUACAGAAUCUCCAAGAUUCAAGACUGGUUAUAUCGUUAGUUUAAUAUUUGGUGCCAUUUAUGGUUUGUGGACAUUUGUGGUCUUAUAUAUAUACAAGAAGAAUGAAAAGAGACACGCCUUAGGAAAUGGUAUCAUUCUAUAUGAUUCCAGCAAAGAAGAAGCUCCACCAACUUUUGUCACAGAAGAUAUGGAGCUAAGAGAUGAUGGUUAUUAUUACUUGAAGGAAGGCUUUUAA
Molecule: messenger RNA, 1788 nt
Organism: Maudiozyma saulgeensis
Lineage: Eukaryota; Fungi; Ascomycota; Saccharomycetes; Saccharomycetales; Saccharomycetaceae
Source: the annotation of a GenBank genome assembly